Messenger RNA from Panicum hallii, 1963 nucleotides. RefSeq names its product aluminum-activated malate transporter 10-like. The transcript is spliced from 3 exons. The record is from RefSeq and is a predicted model, not a curated record. NCBI's taxonomy places the organism in Eukaryota, Viridiplantae, Streptophyta, Magnoliopsida, Poales, Poaceae. Gene Ontology annotation, cellular component: plant-type vacuole membrane. Gene Ontology annotation, biological process: malate transport. The coding region runs from base 222 to 1682 and encodes 486 amino acids.
GAGAUCGUUCGCCAAGAAACCUUGGGCUUCCUCUCAUUCCUCUCUCGGAAGCAGCAAGUGUGGCCACUGAAGCAAAAGCAAGGGGCAGAGAGAGAGGUCAACCUCGUAGCAGUACUAGUACAUAAACCCUGCAGGCAGGGUCACAUUCUGCCGCUGCGUCCCCGCGAGCUUACAAUAGGGACCCAACCGGUCUUGGCAGCCGCGCUCGUCUGCCGGCCAGCAUGGACGCCGCCGCGAGGGAAGCGCAGGGUGGUCUGGAAUGGCGGGUGACGGUGCCGGAGGGCGCGUCGGUGGCGGUGGAGCACGAGGCCGGCGCGGCCGCGCGGGCGUGGGCGUGGGCGCUCGCCCGCGUGGCCGCGGCGUGGAGCGCGGUGGCGGGGUUCGCCGGGAAGGUGUGGCGGAUCGGGGCGGACGAUCCCCGGAGGGCGGUGCACGGGCUCAAAGUCGGCCUCGCGCUCGCGCUGGUCUCCGUGUUCUACUACACCAGGCCCCUGUACGACGGCGUCGGCGGGGCCGCCAUGUGGGCCAUCAUGACGGUCGUCGUCGUCUUCGAGUACACUGUUGGUGGCAGCGUGUACAAGUGUUUCAACAGAGCCGUGGCGACGGCGAGCGCCGGUGUCCUCGCGCUCGGCGUGCACUGGGUGGCGGGCAAAACCGGCGAGUUCGAGCCGUACAUCCUCACUGGCUCCCUCUUUCUGCUGGCUGCGGCGGCCACCUUCUCGCGGUUCAUCCCGACGGUGAAGGCGCGGUUCGACUACGGCGUCACCAUCUUCAUCCUGACGUACAGCCUGGUGGCCGUGUCGGGGUACCGCGUCGACGAGCUGGCGGCGCUGGCGCAGCAGCGGCUCUCCACCAUCGCCAUCGGCAUCUUCAUGUGCCUCGCCGUCGCCGUGUUCGUCUGCCCCGUGUGGGCGGGGCAGGAGCUGCACCUCCUCACCACGCGCAACAUGGACAAGCUCGCGGACGCCCUGGAGGGCUGCGUCGAGGACUACUUCGCGGGAGGGCCCGCGCAGGCCAAGUCCGGCGGGUACAGGUGCGUGCUCAACUCCAAGGCGUCGGAGGACGCGCAGGCGAACCUGGCGCGGUGGGAGCCGCCGCACGGCCAGUUCGGCUUCCGCCACCCCUACGCCCAGUACGGCAAGGUGGGCGCCUCCAUGCGCGCCUGCGCCUACUGCGUGGAGGCCCUGGGCAGCUGCGCGGGCGCCGAGGCGCAGGCGCCGGAGCACGCGAAGCGGCUCCUCCGCGGCGCGUGCGCGCGGGUCGCCGCGCGGUGCGCGCGGGUGCUCCGGGAGGCGUCGCGCUCUGUCGCCACGAUGACGGCCUCCCGGGCGCUGGACUUCGCGGCGGCGGACAUGGACACGGCGCUGCACGAGCUGCAGGGCGACAUGCGGUCCCUCCCGUCCACGCUGGCCGCGGAGCUGGCGGCGGAGACGUCGCUGAUGGACACGAUGCCCGUGUUCACGGUGGCGUCGCUGCUGGUGGAGAUCUCAGCGAGGGUCGAGGGCGUCGUGGACGCCGUCGACGAGCUGGCGACCCUCGCGAGCUUCAAGCAGGUCGACGGCGACGACGAUGAUGACGGCAAGAAGGGGGAGGCCGAGAUGACGAUGAAGGUGCACCCGCUGAACGAGCCGGACACGGACGUCGAGGCGCCGUCACCGGAGAACCAGGCAGCCAAGGCAUAAGCAUCUCGAGCCUCUCGAUCCCCAAACCAGGACGACGGAAUCAUCAGACAGGACGAACUCGAUAAGAUUUACCCUGGUUACACCAAACCAUUGCAUUAGUAUGGUUAAUCCUGUAACUAAACUUCGAUUAAUUUCCGAGGAGGAGCUCAUGCGCCCACAGCUUCGCAUGGUCGCAUCCUCGGGGUUUAAGGGAAUAAGACCGGCCGGAGUAUGCAGCAGGGGCACACCAUGGUGUCGAUGUACAUAGGUUUCGAAUCAAAGCAUUGUUUGCCACGGAUUCA